Messenger RNA from Pseudophryne corroboree (corroboree frog), 8888 nucleotides. It is a transcript of the gene TRPM3, whose product is annotated as transient receptor potential cation channel subfamily M member 3. Gene Ontology annotation, biological process: monoatomic cation transmembrane transport; protein tetramerization; metal ion transport. The record is from RefSeq and is a predicted model, not a curated record. The coding region runs from base 183 to 3965 and encodes 1260 amino acids. Gene Ontology annotation, molecular function: monoatomic cation channel activity. Gene Ontology annotation, cellular component: plasma membrane. The transcript is spliced from 27 exons. Lineage: Eukaryota; Metazoa; Chordata; Amphibia; Anura; Myobatrachidae.
CUAAAGAAAAUCCACUUUUCCAGUCUUCCAAGUUCCUGGGAGCAUCAGCUGCAGGAAUUGCUACAAAGCUGGUGUGGACAUGUUGACGACCAUGGGAUGUCAGAUUUGCAAGGACUCUUUUCCUCUCUAGAUAUCUCUGAAGGCUUGAGGUUUAAUUUCCCAGUGGAAUAUUAAAAAGGGUCAUGAGUCAAAUUGAUGCUCCACGGCCUCUAAACUGGACCAUUCGCAAGCUGUGCCACGCUGCCUUUCUCCCUUCUGUCAGACUUCUAAAGGCCCAGAAAUCAUGGAUAGAAAGAGUGUUUCACAAGAGAGAAUGCGUGCACAUUAUACCAAGCACAAAAGACCCCCAUAGGUGUUGCUGUGGGCGUCUCAUAGGACAGCAUGUUGGGUUGACUCCGAGUAUAUCCAUCAUCCAAAAUGAGAAGAAUGAAGGCAGAUUCAAUCGUAAUGAUGUUCAGUCAGAAAAGUGGUCGGUUGGAAAACAUACACAGCUCAGUCCCACAGAUGCCUUUGGGACUAUUGAAUUCCAAGGAGGGGGGCACUCCAAUAAGGCCAUGUAUGUUCGUGUUUCAUUUGACACCAAGCCGGACCUUCUGCUGCACCUCAUGACAAAGGAGUGGCAACUAGAACUGCCAAAGCUUCUCAUAUCUGUCCAUGGAGGCCUCCAAAAUUUUGAGCUACAGCCAAAACUAAAACAGGUCUUUGGAAAAGGCCUAAUCAAAGCUGCCAUGACAACAGGAGCCUGGAUAUUCACUGGAGGAGUAAACACUGGUGUCAUUCGCCAUGUAGGAGAUGCUUUGAAAGACCAUGCAUCAAAGUCAAGAGGGAAGAUCUGCACGAUUGGUAUUGCCCCCUGGGGAAUAGUAGAAAAUCAGGAGGACCUCAUUGGCAAAGAUGUUGUUCGGCCAUAUCAGACCAUGUCCAAUCCCAUGAGUAAACUGACAGUUCUGAACAGUAUGCAUUCACAUUUCAUUCUUGCUGACAACGGGACAACUGGCAAGUAUGGCGCAGAAGUCAAACUACGGCGACAACUGGAAAAACACAUCUCCCUGCAGAAAAUUAAUACAAGAAUUGGUCAAGGAGUUCCAGUGGUGGCUCUUAUUGUGGAAGGUGGACCAAAUGUUAUAUCGAUUGUUCUGGAAUAUCUACGCGACAGCCCACCUGUUCCGGUUGUGGUCUGUGAUGGAAGUGGACGUGCAUCCGAUAUUCUUGCCUUUGGACAUAAAUAUUCAGAAGAAGGAGGCCUUAUCAAUGAAUCCUUAAGGGACCAGCUACUAGUUACAAUCCAGAAGACUUUUACCUACACUCGAAACCAGGCUCAACACCUUUUUAUGAUCCUUAUGGAGUGUAUGAAGAAAAAGGAGCUGAUUACAGUGUUCAGGAUGGGAUCAGAAGGUCAUCAAGACAUCGAUUUAGCAAUCCUGACAGCUCUGCUUAAAGGUGCCAACGCCUCUGCUCCUGAUCAGCUGAGUCUUGCAUUAGCCUGGAACAGAGUGGAUAUUGCUCGGAGCCAAAUCUUUAUUUAUGGACAACAGUGGCCGGUGGGGUCCCUGGAGCAGGCAAUGCUGGAUGCUUUGGUGCUGGAUAGAGUAGACUUUGUGAAACUACUUAUAGAGAAUGGAGUCAGCAUGCACCGUUUCCUCACCCUCUCCAGGCUAGAGGAGUUAUACAACACGAGACAUGGGCCAUCAAAUACCUUAUACCAUUUGGUCAGGGAUGUCAAAAAGCGAGAAUAUCCAGGUUUCGGCUGGAUCUAUUUUAAGGGAAAUCUACCUCCAGAUUACAGGAUAAGUUUGAUCGAUAUUGGCCUCGUUAUUGAGUAUCUUAUGGGAGGAGCAUAUCGUUGCAACUAUACCAGGAAAAGGUUUCGAACUCUUUAUCACAAUUUAUUUGGGCCAAAAAGACCAAAAGCACUGAAGUUAUUAGGAAUGGAGGAUGAUAUCCCGAUGAGAAGAGGAAGGAAGACGACCACAAAAAAGAGGGAAGAGGAGGUGGACAUUGAUUUAGAUGACCCUGAAAUCAAUCAUUUCCCUUUCCCAUUUCAUGAGCUCAUGGUAUGGGCCGUGCUGAUGAAGAGGCAGAAGAUGGCUCUGUUCUUCUGGCAGCAUGGGGAGGAGGCAAUGGCCAAAGCUCUAGUAGCCUGCAAGCUCUGCAAAGCAAUGGCACAUGAAGCAUCUGAAAAUGACAUGGUUGAUGACAUAUCACAAGAGUUAAAUCACAACUCCAGGGAGUUUGCGCAGUUGGCAGUAGAGUUAUUGGACCAGUCCUACAAACAGGAUGAGCAGCUGGCAAUGAAACUGCUGACCUAUGAGCUAAAGAACUGGAGCAAUGCCACAUGCCUGCAGCUUGCCGUAGCAGCCAAGCAUCGGGACUUCAUUGCUCACACAUGCAGCCAAAUGCUGCUGACCGAUAUGUGGAUGGGCAGACUCCGGAUGCGCAAAAAUUCUGGACUUAAGGUCAUUCUAGGAAUUCUACUUCCUCCUUCAAUUCUAAGCUUAGAGUUCAAAAACAAAGAUGAGAUGCCAUACAUGUCACAAGCAAAUGAAAUUGAUCUGCAAGAGAAGGAUGUAGAAGAACCAGAGAAGACUGUAAAAGAUAAAGAAGAUGAUGACAUGGAGCUAACGGCAAUGUUGGCCAGAGGCAAUGGAGAUACAUCUAGAAAGAAGGAUGAUGAUGAGCACCCAAGACAUCGGCUUAUACCACUGGGGAGGAAAAUCUAUGAGUUCUACAAUGCGCCAAUUGUUAAAUUUUGGUUCUACACUAUGGCUUACAUAGGCUAUCUGAUGCUCUUCAACUACAUAGUACUAGUAAAGAUGGAUCGGUGGCCCUCAUCGCAGGAGUGGAUUGUUAUCUCGUACAUCUUUACUCUGGGAAUAGAAAAGAUGAGAGAGAUCUUAAUGUCUGAACCGGGGAAGUUGUUACAGAAGUUUAAAGUAUGGCUGCAGGAAUACUGGAAUGUCACAGAUCUCAUCUCCAUCCUGCUUUUCUCUAUCGGGAUGGUGUUUCGAUUGCAAGAGCAGCCGUUCAGCAGCUAUGGGCGAGUGAUAUACUGUGUGAACAUCAUCUACUGGUAUAUUCGUUUGCUCGAUAUCUUUGGUGUGAACAAGUACCUUGGGCCAUAUGUUAUGAUGAUUGGUAAAAUGAUGAUUGACAUGAUGUACUUUGUGAUCAUCAUGUUGGUGGUGCUGAUGAGUUUCGGUGUGGCAAGACAAUCCAUCCUCUUUCCUAGUGAGGAGCCUUCCUGGAAAUUGGCUAAGAACAUUUUUUACAUGCCUUAUUGGAUGAUCUAUGGUGAAGUGUUUGCUGACCAGAUAGACCCUCCUUGUGGAUACAAUGAGACUACAGGAGAUGGUAAAAUAAUUCAGUAUCCCCCAUGCAAAACAGGAGCAUGGAUUGUCCCUGCAAUCAUGGCCUGUUACCUGUUAGUUGCAAAUAUUCUUCUAGUAAACCUCCUGAUAGCAGUAUUUAAUAACACAUUCUUUGAAGUCAAGUCAAUAUCAAACCAGGUUUGGAAAUUCCAGCGGUACCAGUUGAUAAUGACAUUUCAUGAAAGGCCUGUCUUGCCACCACCAUUGAUUAUUUUCAGCCAUUUCACUAUGAUAUGUAAACAUCUGUGCUGUCGCUGGAGGAAACAUGAAAGUGACCAAGAUGAAAGAGACUAUGGACUAAAAUUAUUUAUAACAGAGGAUGAACUUAAGAAGGUACAUGAUUUUGAAGAACAGUGUAUAGAAGAAUAUUUCAGAGAAAAAGAUGAUCGGUUUAAUUCUUCCAAUGAUGAAAGAAUCCGAGUAACUGCAGAAAGAGUGGAAAAUAUGUCCAUGCGCCUUGAGGAAGUCAAUGAACGGGAACACUUCAUGAAGGCUUCCCUUCAAACGGUGGAUAUAAGACUUGCCCAACUUGAGGAGCUGCUGGGAAGAAUGGCUACAGCAAUGGAAAGACUCACUGGAGUUGAUAAGGAAAAAUAAAAAAGGAUCCAUAGACUUCAGUGGAACACUGCCCCAAGUGGUAGGGCAUACCUGCACUUAUUUAUUCAUAUCUGGAACCAUUGGAAUACCAAUCUCUUGCACUGAUAUGAUGAGUGAUUUUGACCACAGUACACAUGAAGGUUGUUAAACUUUUAGCACCAAAAGGUAACUCAGUAUCAUAACAAAUGCGCUGAUGCCAGCACUAGAGGAGAUAUAUUUUUCAGAUUGUUAAUAAGAUAUAUUUAAAGCCGGGUUACGGUCAUUAGGUCGACAGCACUUAAGCCGACAGUCAUUAGGCCGACCACUAUUGGUCGACAUGCAUUAGGUCGACAAGGAAAAAUGUCGAUAUGAGUUUUUCACAUCUUUUUUCUUCAUUUUUGAAAAUUUUUUAUACUUUACGAUCCAUGCGAGGGGACACGGUGCACUAGUUGGGGUUCCCCAUCACUUUACGAAGAAAACGACACCAAAAACAGUCAAAAAACUCAUGUCGACCUUUUUCCACGUCGACCUUGUACAUGUCGACCUAUUGACCAUGUCAACCUAAUGACCAUGUCAUCCAAUAGUGGUUGACCUAAAGACUGUCGACUUAAGUGUCGUCGACCUAAUGAACCAUACCCUUUAAAGCCUCAGGAUAUGUGUUACUAUAUCAGAAAGUGGAAGGUAAUUUGCAAAAAUAUGUUUCAAAUAUAUAUUUUCAGAAUUAUCUUGGGUGAAUAUGUGAAUGUAUGCAGGUUGAUGAACAUUUGAAAACAGAUUUUUACAACUUUUGUAAACUAUUCUUGUGAAGUGCCAUAUGUAACACAGAGCCUUACGAGAAGUGGAUUUGUUGCCUGCCACUAGAAACAAAGGGGGUUGAAUCAGUGUGUGUUAUUUGUUCCCUAGUACUGAAUGCUUGUUAUAAUAUAUUUGCACUGGAUGAGAUGACAAGGCAUUAUAUGUGCCCUGGAUGAGAUGACAACACAUUAAGCCUGUGAUAAAGCAAGAUCUUUUCUUUGUUUCUUUAUGAAUUCAUACAUGAAGUAGAAUGCUAUUGACCAAUGCUCCAAAGGACCAACCACACAUUGGCAUAUCAAUAAAGGAGGUUCAAUUGCAUUUGACUUGCCGCAGUUAAUCAGUCCUUCCUUGGAAGUCAACGCGAGGUACCUGUGUUGAGCAAAAAUUAAUGAAAUAGGUAACAUCCGAAAGACUAUUAUGCCACUUGUCAUAUAAAUGCAGUUCUCCCAACUACGAGUAGAAAUGCAGCAUGUACGGUAUAUGGUGGCAUUGGAAAGAAUGGAUUCAAAUGUCACCCCCUGUUUAUAUGCUAGCAUACUAUAGUUUAAGAAAGCUAGCAAACACUGGCUAGUGGAUAGGUUUGCCUAAUGUACAUGUCAAUCUUCAUUUUGAAUCACUUAAUUACAUAAACUGUAUAAUACGAAAUGUAUUCAUCAAAAACAUUUAAACAUUUGCAAACAAUGGGGCAUAUGUAUUAAGCCUGGAGAAGUGAUAAAGCAGUGAUAAAGCAAGGUGAUAACACACCAGCCAAUCAGCUCCAAUAUGUAAAUUGACAGUUAGGACCUAAUUGGCUGAUACAUUACCACCUUCCACUUAUCACUGCUUUAUCACUGCUUUAUCCAUUCUCCAGGCUUAAUACAUCUGCCCCAAUGGCUUUUAUUGCAGAAUUUUACAUGAGGUGUUUAGUGUAGAUGAGGUAAUAGAUGGAACAUAUUAAUGGGUCGAUUCAAUUAUGCUCAGUCCUCUCACACCUUCAAGACACUUAUGGUACCUCCGGAUUCGCAGAUUAGUUUUUGCAGUACCAUAGGACUGUAAGCAAAAAUGUGGAAGAGAGCGGUUUGAGUCGAGGCUGCAAGGGGGGGAUAUGUUGUGUUGGUAUUGGCAUGGAAAUGCCAUUGCAAUAACAAAUCGCACCCUUACUGGGUAAAUGAAUUUGCCUCUAAGCACUCAUACAAUAUUUCAUCUAAACAUAUACAUUUCUCAUUUGUUGUUGUUGGUUUUUUUACCGUUACCUUAAAGUAUAUACUCUUCAAAGUAACUUUAUCUAAUACAGUAAAUGAUAAAUAUAUAUCUUUUAAUUGUGUAUUUUUUCUUAUGAAUCCAGAAUUUAGCUGAUAUUCUAGAUUUGAAUAAUAUUCAUCUUGCCAAUAUCAGACGGUCAUAAUUUCAGUUCUCGUAGUUAGAAUUUACCUCUCUUGCACUCCGGAAUGUGCCCCAUUAAUAGGCAUAACGGACUGUGACUGCAGAUUGCUCACCCCACACGGCAAGAAACUAUGAGGAUUUGUAUGAUCCUUUUUGUUUUCUUGGUGAGCUUAAUCCCAGGCCACAUGAGAUGUUUUAUAUUUGGACACAAAUGCUAUAAAUAGCUAUCAUUCAUUUAUAUGGAAGAGAGUAAAGAACUGCAGCUCGUGUAAUCAGCCCUAUGAACAGCUUAGGACUGUCCUGGAAAACAAACUGCACAAUAAAAUUCCUCUUUUCUGCACAUGGAAUACAAUUUAUGCCAUCUGUGCUUCUACUAUGGGCCUUACAAUAUAAUAUACAAUUAAAGUAUUUCAACCGGAGCUUAUUAUAAUAAAAUGAUGGGCCUGAUUCACAGGUGGACGCAAUGCCGAUGUUUGCGGAUUUAAGCAUUUUGUAAUGUUUAUGCGUGACAGUCGCACUGCGCACGUGCCAAGUUUAUUUGUCAACGGCAAAGAGAGGAUUUGAACGCAGAGUGACUGACCGUCAGUGAUGGAGUAAUGAGGGGGAGGGUGACAAGUCAAACGCGGUUAUGAUGCAACCAUUUCGGUAACAUCUCAGCCUGUGACUGUGUCUGUGUACGCAGUUACAAUGGCUCUGACAGCUUACAGCACAGAUGAUCGAUGAUGCGACAGAUGUGCAUAAAAUAGUGUAUUUUUGUAUGCAAUUGAUGGAUUAGAAAUGCCACCAGUGGACGUCCCAGCCCACGGCUGCGACAUUAGUAUAUUUUCACAGAACCGCAGCAUACGGAAUCGCAGUCACGAUAGGAUUUGCAUGCAUAGCUGAAUCAGGUCCUACGGAACUUUGUCACAUUUUACAUUGUAGUGCCCCGAUGUCCGCCAUUGGAGAAUCACACGUGUUGAGCUUGCAUGCGCCGCCUCAAAAACUAAGUGGCCAUGGAGACUAUUUCAAGUUGCUGACAGCUACAGUUGUAUAGCUUUUCUUGUCGGCUACAAAGUACAGUAGCAUCACCCAGCAGAGGUAACACAGAGCUGUGUAAUAUGUUACUGGCUACAAAAUAGUGAUCAAUGAUUUCUUGCUGUUGCUGCAAAUAGGAAGCACACUCUCAGGGAUAUUCAAUUACCUGCACUGACUAUCGGGUGUAAAGUAUCGCCGGGGGGCUAUUAAAUCCCCAGCUUUACAGGGAUUUAUUUCACCUGCCUCAGGCAGGCGAAGCAAAGUCCCAGAAAACAGCCCCAUUUUCACCCGAAAACGGGGCUGUUUCCCCCGAAAACACAGGUUUGGCUGAACCUACGUGGUUUUAGGUGAAAAGGAUGUUUUUUCCAGGUGAAAAAACAUUGAUGAAACUGGAAGUUUAAUCGGCAGUAAUUGAAUAUCAGUGUCUGUCUGGUGACUUUCUGGGAUCUCCAAACGGGGAUCAUGUGUGUGACCAGCAAAAUAAACAUAUGUUGGGAACUAUUUACUUAAGCAGCAAAAUAGCUCUGUUGUAGCUUAAACAUUAAAAGACUAUGCACAAUGAAGAUCAAUGAUAUAUACGCAUUACAUAAUACAAGGGGCUAUAAAUUUAAUUGAAAACCUCAGUAUCUUCUCCCACAUAUUCAUAUAUUCCGGAUAUGCUUAUGAGUGCUUACUAUAUUCCACAUAGCCAGCAUAGAACAAACACAUUGGGGGAGCUGUACUAGGCCUUGGAGUGUAAUAUAUUGGGGAGAGAUAAAAUAACCCUCGUUCAGCUCCUAACUGCCAUGUUACAGGGUGUGUUUGAAAAAUGACAGUUAGGAGCUGAUUGGUAGGUAGUUUAUCUCUCUCCACUUUAUCACUUUUUAAGGCUUAGUACAACUGCCCCAUGGUGUAUCAUGUUUAUCCUAUUCUGGAUGUGACAGCUACAAAUCUGAGUUCGUGGCUUUGCCCUAUUCAGUGUAAUACAGGCCUAGGAAUAUGUUUUUUUGUUUUUAAUCAGAAACAAGUAUCAUCUUUCCUCAUAUCAGAGGCUGUUUAUAACCCCUUAGGAAACAAAGAAACUCAGAUUACUCCCUCUACUCUAACAUUUUUUAUAGAAUUCUUAUUUUGUGAUCCCACUCCUAUAAAAUAUCAACAAAAGAUCCAACAGGACAUGCUGCUGAAAACGGGUGGCAAAUGUGACGGCCUGCUCAGUGCGCCUCUCACGUGCGAUCUGUCACAAUGUACGGAGACUUUGAAUAAGAAGUAGUGCUACAAGGUAUGUGUGUGUGUGUGUGUCUUGCUCUCCAGGCCAUAGACAAGGAGAACCUUUGCUGCUACUGCUGUCUGGAACAGUGUUUGCAAUACUAUUUCAUAGACUAUAAAUUAGAAUUUUAUUUAUACAUAUUAUGAUGAUCAAUAGCUAUUAAGGAAAAGGGAAAAAGAGGAUGUCUGUAAGGCAUCCACUGACAAUAAUUUCUAGCUGUUUGUUGUGUUGAUUACCUACAUGUAAUGUACAUAUGCAGUUAUUUCACAGAGCAGCCUGUGCCAUGUGUAUUAUAUUGCUCUAUAUAUGUUAAGAAAAAUGACUGAGGCAAUUUGUAAACUGCUUCAUGGACUUACUGUGUAAAUAUUGAAUCAUUUUCCAGAGAAAUUACUACUGAUGGUUUACCGGAUUCACAAUGCACUUUUAGGUUGUGUGUUUAGAAAUGAGUAAUAAUAACAACGCUGUAGAAAUUUCAGGACUUUAUGUAACAAAUGUUUUGCAAUAAAAAGGAUGUGGUUACGAUCUUG